This is a messenger RNA of Meloidogyne enterolobii, 681 nucleotides long. Lineage: Eukaryota; Metazoa; Nematoda; Chromadorea; Rhabditida; Meloidogynidae. The record is from the annotation of a GenBank genome assembly.
AUGGCUUUUCUUAAUAAUACAAACACACAAAAACACAAAAGAAGUCUCGACGAAAAACCAAAAAGGAAAAAACGGGCAAAAAAAGAAAUGACUGAAGAACCCGAAAAUAAUAAUAAAAAUGAAGGAUUUGACUUGAUAAAUUCUUUAAUUGAUUUAAAUGAAGGAAAUUUAACAACUGAUGAUUCUCCUUCAGAUUUGACAAUGCUUGAUGCUGAAUUUGGGAAUAAUAUUGGAGGAGAAAAUCUUGUUAAUAAUGAUGAGGAUAGCGGGAAUGAAGGUCUACAAAUUAUUGAGGAUGCUGAAUCUGCUGAAAAUGUUAUAGAAGAACAACAACCAGUUAAUAAUAAUACUAAUAAUGAUGAAAACACUAAAAAUAAUAAUAAUGAAGAUGCUAAUAAAAGUGUUGCAACUGCUAUAAUUCAUGAGACACCAAACAAAACAAUAGACACAACAAAAACGUUUACUUCUAUUAAUGAUACCACCACCACUACCAUUUUGGAAGACCCAACUGAAGAUGAUUCUCUUUUAUUAGGAAAAAUGGUUGUUUGUACUCAUCGAAUUUUAAAAUCUGAAGGGAUGGAUUGUGAAGCUAUUGGUUUAGAAAAAAGUGUUUACGAAUUAUUAAUAAAUUAUAAACAAAUGAGGGCAGAAUAUGCCAAGAAAAUUAAAGGAGAGAAGUGA